Molecule: messenger RNA, 969 nt
Organism: Metarhizium brunneum ARSEF 3297
Lineage: Eukaryota; Fungi; Ascomycota; Sordariomycetes; Hypocreales; Clavicipitaceae
Source: RefSeq, a predicted model, not a curated record
AUGGUCUUUGACCCCAAGAAACGAUCGCACCUCGAACAAAACCCCAUCAUCAUCGAAGUCGACGGCCUAGAACACAAAUUCUCCUCAAUCGACCGGUUCAAGGGUAUCGAGAACUCCAAGAAGGCAUUGUCCAAAGCCCUGGACAACAUGCAUAGUGCUGAGGAUUGGGCGAACUUGGCCACGCUCUUGGCCGGCUACAAAAAAGCAGGCAUAAAGCUGAAAGCCAACCACUGGGGCAAGAUUGUGCGAGUCGCAGGAACAAAAGGGCAUAUCUUCGCAGUCAUUGAGUGCGCGAAACAAUCCGACAAGACGGGUUUCGUAUUCCGGACUCCCGAAAUGGUUGUCCGAGUCCUCGCUUUUGUAAACGACAAAAUCACGGAGAGCGCCUGGGAUGCGAGCGAAACAAAGCAGGCGCUGAAGUGGGCGGAGGCGGUGUUGGAUCUGUUACAGAGGCCAGAGCAUGCGGUGUCGUCUCAGCGCACACGGGAGAGGCUACAUUUUUCGCGACUUGUUCGAGGAAUGACGGUGUUUGCGCGAGCUUCCGCAGUCAAGGUUGGCCAGGCCGCGGAGCGGGAUAUCAACCUGCUCCGUGAUGAGGUCGCACUCUUGUCCUCCCUUUGGGAAGAUGCCGUGAACAAGGAUCUCUCGGAAGUUCCUGAAUUCGCCAACCUUAACCCAUUGGUGGAGAGAAACGCUAGCGACAAUGGCAACCAUAUCCCCGAAGCCCUCAACGGGAGUGCCUACAUCCAGGUGCUUACCCAAAACAUUAGAGGCAUUGAGCUGGCCCAAGAAGUGCUAGGAGGCGAUGCCGAGUCGUUGUCUCCUAUCCUCAAUUCCCUAAAGUCCCACCUGCAAGACUUUGCAGCCAAGAGCGAGACUAGAACAGAGGCCUGGGCAGAAGAGUACGAGAAAGUCAUGGGCAGCAAACCCAACUGGCCAGCAGUUGCAGCCCCGGCCGCAGGAGCAUAA